Molecule: messenger RNA, 1656 nt
Organism: Dermacentor albipictus
Lineage: Eukaryota; Metazoa; Arthropoda; Arachnida; Ixodida; Ixodidae
Product: cytochrome P450 4V2-like
Molecular function (GO): oxidoreductase activity, acting on paired donors, with incorporation or reduction of molecular oxygen; monooxygenase activity; heme binding
Source: RefSeq, a predicted model, not a curated record
AUGGGGAUGCUGGAGAAGGCGCCGGGUCUCUUCGUGUGGGCCCUAGGUACCAUCGCCUGGAUGCUCGCCACGGCGUUCCUCGUUCUCGUUGCGCGGGGCCUCGCCAAUUGGCUGUGGUUGUGCUGGCGCCUGCGCGAUGUGCCGAAGACCAAGCCGCAGAAGUCCUCCCUGCUGCUUCUCGACUUGUACAAGCACAUGUCGUCCAUGGGACCUAAUGUAGACGUGAAAGUGAAGGCAUUCAGGUACCUAAAAGGGUUCUUCAAGUCCGUAGAAGAUCAAGACGUUACAGUUGCUUUCUACGGACCGUUCCCAGUUCUUCUUGCAGCGACGCCACAAGUUGCAGAGGCCAUCUUGGGCGACCUACACAACACGACCAGGGCCUUCUUUUACGAUAUGCUGAAGCCAUGGAUGGGUGAAGGCAUCGUCACAUUGAAUGGCAAGCCAUGGAAAGCCCGUCGGAAGGCUAUGACACCCUCCUUCCACUUCCGUAUUCUUGACGAUUACACGCCCAUCAUGGACAAGAGAGCGAAGAGGCUGGUGCAAAAGCUCGCCACUAUGAGUGGGGAGUACUUCGACGUCUUCCCCGUCCUUCGUGCAGCCUCCUGCGGAGUACUCUUCGAAACCAUGAUGGGCGUCGACUAUGACGAAGAUGACAGUAAGAUAGCAGGAUAUCUGAAAAUUCAUGACGCACUUUGCGAAAGCUUCGCAAAACGUUUGACGAACUUCCAUCACUGGUUUGACUGCAUUUAUGCAUUCACCAAAGACCGCAAAGAGAUGUUGAAGCAUGUGGAAGAGGCAAGAGAUUUUGUCAGUGACGUUUUCCAGAAGAGAAUCACCGAGUACCGAAAAGGCUUCAGGGAUCCUGUCUCGAGAAACUCUCUCCUGGAACUUCUUUUCCGAAUGUGCGUCGACGAAGGCACACUCAGUGAAACUGAGGUUCGAGACGAAAUUCUCAGUGCUCAGGAAGGGGGCUUCGACUUCACGGCGACAAACCUCGCUUUUGCUCUUUACCUAAUCGGCCACCAUCCAGAAAUUCAAGAUAAGCUCCGGGACGAGAUCGACGCAGCCUUUGGAGACGACUGGGAGAAGCCGCUCGACCCCGAAGCUGUAAAAGGCCUCACUUAUAUGGACUGUGUUCUGAGGGAAGCUUUGCGGCUUUAUCCCCCGGCACAACUUGUAGGCCGCCUGGUCACAAGAGACACAAAAAUUGGAAACCAUGUAAUUCCCCGCGGCACGCUGGCCAUCAUAGCUUUGUAUUUUCUUCAUAGACAUCCCAGGUAUAUUAAGGACCCAGACUGUUUCAUACCCGAGAGGUUCAUGGGUGCAAAAAGCAUGCCUACCUUCGCACAUGUGCCCUUCUCAGCGGGACCGCGUAACUGCCUAGGGCAAAAAUUUGCGCUGAGGGAGCAAAAGAUUAUUCUGACACACAUUCUACGCCGCUUCAACGUCAGCUCCAAAGUUCCCAUGGACAAGCUUGAGUUGGCCAUGAGCAUAGUUCUGUAUCCUGUUCAAGGGAUUGAAUUAAAGUUUACACCAAGGACGCUGCUUUCAUCAAGUUGAACGCAGCAGAAGAAAGGGACAGUUGGGCAUACUUGUCAUGUGGUAUGUUACAGUCGUCAUCGUCCUCUUAAAUAUAAUAAAUUCUUCAUUUGUGGA